Acanthaster planci (crown-of-thorns starfish) is the source of this 1919-nucleotide messenger RNA. It is a transcript of the gene uba3, whose product is annotated as ubiquitin like modifier activating enzyme 3. Gene Ontology annotation, biological process: protein neddylation. NCBI's taxonomy places the organism in Eukaryota, Metazoa, Echinodermata, Asteroidea, Valvatida, Acanthasteridae. Gene Ontology annotation, cellular component: cytoplasm; nucleus. The record is from RefSeq and is a predicted model, not a curated record. Gene Ontology annotation, molecular function: NEDD8 activating enzyme activity.
GGCAGUCGACCAUCGACCUGUGGCGUUUCAGAAGUACUGCAGGAUAACAAACACUACCGGUGCCAUCGGGAAAUGGCUGAUCAAGAAGAAUCGGUUGCGAUGGAAACUGGCAGGGCUGAGCCUGAUUUGUUUGGCAGGUGGAACCAUGUCCGCAAACUGUUGGAGAGGAGUGGCCCGUUUGCACACCCUGACUUUGAACCAAGUCCAGAGAUUCUGGACUUCAUGCUGAACAGCUGUAGGAUACUUGUGGUUGGAGCUGGAGGACUUGGCUGUGAGAUUCUGAAAGAUUUGGCUCUGAUGGGAUUCCGGCAAAUUGAUGUCAUCGACAUGGACACCGUUGAUCUAUCUAAUCUCAACAGACAGUUUCUGUUUAGGUUGAAGGACGUCGGGAAACCCAAGGCAAAUGUUGCGGCUGAUUUUGUCAACCAAAGAAUCCCAGGCUGUAAUGUCACACCACACUUUAAAAAGAUUCAAGAUUACGACGAAACCUUUUACAGGCAGUUUCAUAUCGUUAUCAAUGGAUUGGAUUCCAUCGUGGCCAGACGCUGGAUGAACAGCAUGAUGCUUAGCCUGUUGAAUUACGAAGAUGGAGUCGUGGACCCCUCGUCCAUUGUUCCCAUGAUCGACGGAGGCACGGAAGCCUUCAAAGGCAAUGCGCGGGUCAUCCUACCAGGAAUGACAGCUUGCAUUGAGUGCACGCUAGAGCUUUACCCGCCCCAGAUUAAUUUUCCGAUGUGCACCAUCGCCCACACGCCCAGGCUGCCUGAGCACUGCAUAGAAUAUGUCAAGAUCUUGCUGUGGCCUCAAGAAGAACCCUUUGGAAAGGAUGUAGCUAUAGACGGAGAUGACCCAACCCACAUCCAGUGGAUAUUUGAGAAGGCACAGGAACGAGCUGACCAGUUCAACAUCAUGGGGGUGACAUAUAGGUUGACACAAGGUGUUGUCAAGCACAUCAUACCAGCUGUCGCAUCCACUAAUGCCACGAUAGCAGCGCAGUGUGUGACAGAAGCCUUCAAGAUAGCGUCCAGUUGCUGCGGACCCCUUAAUAACUACAUGGUGUUCAACGACACGGACGGCUUGUAUACAUACACCUUUGAAGCAGAGAAAAAGGAAGACUGCGUGGCAUGCAGUCAGGUACCUCAGGUUCUAACACUGCCGGAGGAUGCCACCCUGCAGAACUUGAUCGAUCACCUCACCGAGAGUGCUAGUUUACAAAUGAAGGCCCCAGGUAUUACCACUGUUGUAAAUGGCAAGAACAAGACAUUAUACAUGCAGAACCCGGAAGCCAUACGCGUCCGCACCAAGGAAAACCUACCCAAGAAGUUGAAAGAACUUGGACUUGAAGAGAAACAGGAGCUCAUUGUCGCUGACAUUACAGCACCAAAUGCCCUCAUCUUCUCCCUUUCUUAUAAAUGAGGGGAGAACAGAACAAAGGAAAUUUAUACUCCACAGUAUUUAUUUAUACUUUUGACCAGUUUUGUAUGUAUGCAUUGCCUCACUGUAACGGUAGCAUUAAUGUUAAUUGAGUGUUUCAGAGGACCAUCACUGUUCACUUAGCUGCGGUGUCGAUCACAUUUUUGCCAGCUUACUGGAGAUUUAACGAACAGCAUCACUAAUGAAAGCAUUGUUUGGUUCCUAAUGCACUCCAGCAAGGGGGGGGCUUUUAUCGGUAUUUGUGUAUUGAGAUGGUGAGGAAUGUAGCUGUAUUCUUGUCGUCCACUCGUCAAGUCACACAGGUCAAAUGCAUGCCAAAUUGCACGUCUAUUUACGAGUCAAAUUGAAAUUCAUGUCAAAUCACCCGUCAGAGUCGAAUUACAUGUCAAAUUGCUUGUAAGAUGAUUUGCCCGGUGAAGCCACUACAACUACAAGAUGUUUGUUCUUACACCGUGUCACAAACUCUAGACACACCAAAAUGGUUA